AUGAAAAUUUACUACAUCGGCGUACUUAGAAACACCACAGAAAAGGCGCUGGAGCUAUGCUCGGUCAAGGACUUGUCUCAGUUUGGGUUUUUCGAGAGAAAUGGUGUGGCCCAGUUUAUGACGUUCUUCUCAGAAACAGUGGCCGCUAGGACUUCUGCUGGUCAGAGACAGAGUAUUGAGGAGGGAAACUACAUCGGUCAUGUCUAUAGCCGGGCUGAAGGAUGUUGCGGAGUCCUCAUCACAGACAAAGAGUAUCCUGUGAGGCCUGCGUACACCUUGCUAAACAAAAUACUGGAUGAGUAUCUGGUCGCGCACCCACCAGCGGAGUGGCGCGACAUCACAACCACGAACGAUGGCCUCGGACUCAAGGAGUUGGAUAUCUACAUCUCCAAGUAUCAGGACCCAUCCCAGGCGGACUCUAUAAUGCGCGUACAGCAGGAGCUGGAUGAGACUAAGAUCGUGCUCCAUAAGACCAUCGAAUCUGUUCUGCAGAGAGGCGAGAGGCUUGACAAUCUGGUCGACAAGUCAGAGAGCCUGUCUGCAAGCUCUCGUAUGUUUUACAAGCAGGCCAAGAAAACCAACUCGUGUUGUACACUUAUGUAA
Messenger RNA from Lachancea thermotolerans CBS 6340, 603 nucleotides. It is a transcript of the gene YKT6, whose product is annotated as palmitoyltransferase YKT6. Gene Ontology annotation, molecular function: SNAP receptor activity. The coding region runs from base 1 to 603 and encodes 200 amino acids. The record is from RefSeq and is a predicted model, not a curated record. Gene Ontology annotation, biological process: endoplasmic reticulum to Golgi vesicle-mediated transport. The transcript has a single exon. Lineage: Eukaryota; Fungi; Ascomycota; Saccharomycetes; Saccharomycetales; Saccharomycetaceae. Gene Ontology annotation, cellular component: Golgi apparatus; membrane.